Messenger RNA from Stomoxys calcitrans (stable fly), 1107 nucleotides. RefSeq names its product putative nuclease HARBI1. Lineage: Eukaryota; Metazoa; Arthropoda; Insecta; Diptera; Muscidae. Bases 1 to 990 code for a protein of 329 amino acids. The record is from RefSeq and is a predicted model, not a curated record. The transcript is spliced from 4 exons.
AUGCUAAGUGUUGCAAAUUUUUCAUCUUCUGACGAAGAAGACGAAACCAAUGCUUAUAAUCUUAUUUGUUAUCGCAGGCAGAUAAGAAUUCAGUCAAACAUAUUUUCCCUUCCAAGUUCAAAAUUUGUAAGCAAUUUUAGACUGAACAAAGCGUCUUUUCGGUACGUUCUAAGGACAAUUUCACAAAAACUUCGUGAUCCCUCCAGAUCAACAUGUGUGCCUAAAACUUUGCGGCUGGCAGCAACACUAAGAAUACUCGCGGAAGGUAGCUACCAAAAAGGAGCAGGAAACGAUUUCAACGUGGGCCUGGCACAACCCACAAUGAGUUGUGUCUUUCACGAGUGCAUAGAUGCGAUGUAUAGCGAACUUUGCUCCAAAUGGAUUACAUUCAAAAUGAGCGAAAGGGAAAAGAUGGAAAUAAAGGAACAUUUCUAUGGCCAAACGAGGUUUCCGGGCGUAAUUGGCUGUAUUGAUGGCACCCAUAUAAAGAUUUUGGCUCCAACUCUAUCAGAACGUUGGAAAUACUAUAAUAGAAAGGGAUUUUAUAGCUUAAAUGUGAUGGUGGUCUGUGAUCAUAAACUAAGAAUACGUUAUAUUUCACCAAGCCAUCCAGGUUCAGCACACGAUUCGUUGGUAUGGAAUGUUAGUGAUCUUAAAGCAUAUCUUGCAGAACGAUAUAAUAACGGAGAAAGAAACACAUGGCUUUUAGGUGAUGCAGGAUAUCCACUAGAACCAUAUUUAAUCACCCCCUUUAGGGCAGCAGAAGAAGGCAGUGCUGAGUCUCGAUUUAACACAGUACAUUCAAAAGCAAGAAAUAUUGUGGAAAGAACAAUUGGUGUUGCAAAAAAUAGAUUCCGCUGCCUGCUUGGUGCGAGACAGUUGCAUUAUUCUCCAGAAAUGGCCGCGAAGAUUACCGCAGUUUGUGCAGCUUUACAUAAUAUAUAUGCAUCCACUAUAAACUCGAUCAUAGUGAAUUUGAAAUCCCUUUAGAAAAUCAAAAUUCAGAUGAAGAUUAUAAUGAAAAUAAUGGCGACAUGACAGCAACAAGUAUAAGAUUAAAUAUCAUGAACACAAUGAAUGUAUAAAAAAAUUAGUUUUAUUGAACAC